GAGGGCCUUUUGGGCCUCACAGCCUGUGACUGCUUCUUCUGUGUUGCUGGAAGAGCCCCCCCCCACACCAGUCCCCAGGUGAAAUCUCCUGCAGGGGGGGCAGCUGAGCAGUCCUGGCUCCAUCUGUACCUUCACUGAGCCUAGGCAGCUUGCUCCUCCUGCUUUGCCGGAGCCCCCACUUCCUGGCGGGCUGGGCCCACAAAGGGUUUCUUUCUCUUUCUUUACCGAUUGCUCAGCCGUGUUCUCAGAGCCCUCCUGGAGGGAGAGAGGCAGCACCGCAGAGAGUGGGAAGAUGCCUCUGGGGCUCCCUUUGGGCGCCUUGGUGCUGCUCCUGUUCCACCCAGCCAGGCAGGCGGAGGGACAGGUUGAAGAAAUCAAGGUGGAACUCUCUUUGGGGAAGGUGUUUCUCACGUGCCCGGGAAAGGAAUUCGAUUGGUGGGACAUGAAGUCCGAUCGAGGACGCACGAAAACCCUGAACUUCUCCACCCCAGACGAUCAGCUCGAAAGAGGGUGGAUUUUUUUCUGUGGGCAAAAGAAUGCCAAAUUCUGGAAGAUUUACCUGCAGAUCAAAGGGUGCAAGGACUGUGUGGAGCUGAGCUUCGGCCUCGGGGCUGGCAUCAUCGUGGCUGACCUCCUGCUCACACUGGGAGUCCUGCUCCUGGUCUACUUCUGCAGCCAGAAGCAGCAAGCCCUCUUCAGGCCAGGUGCCCCACGGCGGCUGAAAGGACAGCAAACAGAUCAGCCCCCGCCUGUCCCAAAUCCAGAUUAUGAGCCGAUCCGGAAGGGCCAACGGGAAGUGUAUGCUGGUCUGGGGCCCCAGGCUUCCUGAGGUGCUGCCUCGCUUGCCAUGGCAAGAUGCCAGAUGUUCCGGCUGGCCAUGAGAGUCCCAGAAGUGCCUGCCUUCUCCUCUUUGCACUAACUGCUGACCUUCCUGGUGGGGGGGGGCUCCCUGUUUGCGCCGAGCUUUGCCGCUAGAAAAUCGGGUGGCCUGGAGAGCCCCAUCCCCGGUGGAGCAGAGAGCUGCGGGAUGACUGCAGGUCUCACCUGGGCGAGAAAGGGGCACCCUAGGAGCCUCUUCCCUUGUGUGGGGCCACUCAGCCACAGCACUGCUACUCCAAGGGCAUGCAAACUCUGUGGCUCCCGUCCCGUCCCCUGGGCAGGGCCUGCUGUUCUGGCUGGGGGUGCCCAGGGACCACUUGUGGCCAGGUCUCCCCUAGAGCCCCUGGUCCAUUUGUGCUUCAGGAGUCCUAAGCCCACUUGCCCUGGCAGGGGACGCCACGAGGGCCUGCUUUUACAUUUGUUUGGCUUGUGCUUGCAAAGAAUCCUAGUAAAGCUCUCUUCCAUUCAC
Messenger RNA from Notechis scutatus (mainland tiger snake), 1348 nucleotides. RefSeq names its product CD3 epsilon subunit of T-cell receptor complex (gene CD3E). Lineage: Eukaryota; Metazoa; Chordata; Lepidosauria; Squamata; Elapidae. Gene Ontology annotation, biological process: cell surface receptor signaling pathway; positive thymic T cell selection. Gene Ontology annotation, cellular component: membrane; external side of plasma membrane; alpha-beta T cell receptor complex. Gene Ontology annotation, molecular function: transmembrane signaling receptor activity. The record is from RefSeq and is a predicted model, not a curated record.